Triticum urartu is the source of this 4475-nucleotide messenger RNA. NCBI's taxonomy places the organism in Eukaryota, Viridiplantae, Streptophyta, Magnoliopsida, Poales, Poaceae. The record is from RefSeq and is a predicted model, not a curated record.
UAGGAGUACUUGCUGUACUUACAUCUUCUUGCACUUGUUGCUCCGUUUUUGUUGUUUGGCGAACCAACUCUAGCAAGUAGUUGUAUGGUUGGAAAUCCGCAAUCCGCUUGAUUAGGUGGUUGAGUCCAUUGAGGAAGCGAGCCAUUGUUUGCAAAUCGGAUUCCUUCACAUUGGCUCAGAGAAUUGCGAUUUCCAUCUCCUUGUAGUACUCUUCGACGGUCUUGGUGCCUUGCUUGAGUACUUGGAGCUUCUUGAAGAGGUUGCGGGUAUGGUGCAUGUGCACAAAUCUCGCUCUCAUGACUUGCUUCAAUGGGGACCUCUCCUUGCUCUUGUCAAUGUUCUGUGAGUUGUUCCCACCAUAUGUGGACGUACUCAUCAAACUCGAGCGAGGCCAUUGCCAUUUUCUUCACCUUGUCAAAGUUGUGGACACGGAGCAUUUUGUCCACGUUGAGUGCCCAUGAUUGAUAUUCACAAAUGGAUGGCUCACAAGGGUAGUGGCAAGGAAGACAAAGUUGUGUGACGGAAUGACAUACCUCUUUGACACCUCUACCUUGACAAAAUCGGAGGGCACCCGCCUUGCUUUUGGUGUUUGUGUUAAAAGGAUGACAUAUCAUCAUCGUAGCCGAGCUUGGUUGUUGAUGGAGGCGGUGUAGGGGCUAAGUUCUUUUGGGCGGCUUAAAAAAUAAGCUGUCUCUCCCCAGCUUAAAAAAUAAGCCGCUCCCUAAAUUUGUUGUGACUUCUAAAUUAAUUAUACCAUAACUAGUUCAGAAGCACAAAUGAAUGAGGGAGACGGCUUAUGGGAAAAGCUGGGGAGGAGGCGGCUUAUAUUUUAAGCCGCCAAACGAACUGGCCCUAGAUGUACUUGGCAUUCUUGUUGAAGAAGCCGGACGUCGAAGCCAGCAAGAUGCCCAGCUUGCUGGCAAAGUUGCUGAAGUUGUAGUCAAGUCAGACCAAGGUCGGAUAGUCCGAUAUUCUGGACUAAGUUGGAUAGACCAACUUCGCCUAGGCUGGUGUGGGUCAACUUGAGGAAGAACUCGAAAUUGGAGGUAGUUAAAGAAAAUCAAAGGCAGAUCAACUCACAUAUCACCAGAUCCGUGGAUCAAAUCUAACCAAAACUCACCAGAAACAACAAAUCGCUUGAAAUCGGGUGACUAUUUUUGUGGGGAUUUUUGAAACUGGGAAGAACAAAAACAAAAUUUGUCUAGAAAUAUGAGGGAGAGGGACUCCAAAUUGUGGCAACCUGCACAUGAUACCAAGUGAUAUGGGGAAGCUGUUUGGUGGCCUGAUCUUCACGAUUUGAGGUGAAACACGAUGAACAACGGGGGAAACAUAGAGAAAACACUCACAUAGACAAGAUUCACCACCAAAGUACUCAAAUCUCAUUCCAAAGAGAAAUACACCUCAAGAUCUGAGGAAUUGGAGGUGCUGAUCACCAAAGGAGAGGAAAAGAAGGUAACAAGGAUAGUUCAUCCCCAAAUCCAAGAGGAAUUGGAGGUCUUGAGAGAUAAUCUUCCCAAAUCUCUAGGAGAGAUGGGGUCUUGAUAAUCCAAGAGGAUUCUUCCCCAAACUGGAGGUGUUGAUUACCAAAGGAGAGGUAGAUGAGCAAAGCUCUCUCAAGAAUUUGGUCUAAACUUUGCUAACCCUAGAUCUGAGAUGGAGUACGGAAUAUAUAGUAUAGCCCUGAAGACGUAGGUAGGUGGAGAAAGCUACACGGGCCUGUGGCCCUCUUCUCUGCGCGUAGACAAGUCAGACAUUCUGACAUAAGUCGGACAGUCUGACUUGUCGGAUGUUCCGACCCCAUGUCCAACAUAGUAUUGUCCUGAUUCAGAGAGCAAUGUGGUAAGUCGGACCCUAUGCUGGACAUGAAGUCCCGAAUAUCUGACUUGUUGGACAUCAGGUCGAAUGUUUGAAUCGGAACAUCUGACUUUGUCCAGAGAGCAUUUUGGUAAGUUGGACUAUCCAGCAGGGUUUGGUCCUUGGUGAUGUUCCUCGCUUCCUCUUCGAGCCCCUUCUUCUCGUUGCUUGAAUCCUUCAUAUCUAAGAAUGCACAAUGUUCCCUAAUGAGGUAGUAGCCACGUCUCAUAUGAGUGUAUAGGAAGCUCUACUAGGAAGUCAUGUCGGUUUCAAUGGUUCAAUUGGAGCUUGUGGGGUUGAUGAUGGGUUCGUGGUAAUGUCCAUAGGAUGCAUCGUAUCACCAUGGGUUUAUGGUCGAAGUUGCAGAAAGCCCCAUAUCUUGGCCGGUGUUCACUUAGAUUCAGGUUUUAUGGGACUAUGGCUGGACAAGUAUUUGUCCUAACCAAAUCACAACUUGAUUGCAGCUCAAUGGCAGAGCAGAUUCACAAAAGAGGGAAUCUCUACAGUAGGAAACUUUGUCAGAGACCACAGAAGGGGCUAAAAUUGGUGGGGUUCCUUGAAACCUUAUUACCAUAAAACCUGGGUUGAAGUGCCACUAGCUAAGAAACAUGGGGCUUUAUUUAUCUACGGUUUUGUGAAAUUUAUUCUCACUUUCUCAGGGAGAUUAAAGAGAAAUCUGUUUUGUCUGAUUUGACAUCUGGUGCACCACACUUAAAAUGCUACUAUGAUUAGUAAACAUAUCAACUUGACAUAUUCUUAGUAUUCAUCUUUUCUUUGCAAUUUUAUUAUGCAGAAACAUAAUGUCUUUUGAAGAUAAUGCAAUGGCUAGUCGUAUCACCUCGCCCUCAUCAAAAGCUAUGGUAUCAGAAUCAGAUCUUCGGAUAAUAAAUGUUGCAUCAAAUGUGGAUCAUUCUCAAGCAAAUAACCAGGCAAGUGCAGUCCUCGGUCCAGUGGCUAUCUUUUGGGACAUUGAGAACUGCCCUGUUCCAAGUGAUGUACGGCCAGAUGAUGUUGCUGGGAAUAUACGGAUGGCAUUACGGCUGCAUCCUGUUGUUAACGGUGCAGUUACAGUUCUCUCUGCUUAUGGAGAUUUCAAUGCUUUCCCUAGAAGACUCAGGGAGGGAUGUCAGAGAACCGGAGUCAAACUUGUCGAUGUUCCAAAUGGGCGGAAAGAUGCUGCUGAUAAGGCUAUACUGGUAGAUAUGUUUCUCUUUGCUCUGGACAAUCAUCCACCGUCAUCCAUUAUGCUUAUAUCUGGUGAUGUGGACUUCGCUCCCGCUCUCCAUAUACUUGGUCAGCGUGGAUACACCAUUGCCCUUGCGAUUCCAUCUUCAGUUACCGUCUCAUCGGCUUUGAGCAGUGCUGGGAGUUUCGUGUGGGACUGGCCUAGUCUUGCCCGUGGUGCAGGCAGUGUACCCCCCAGAUCCUUAGGGCAUCGUGCUGCUGAUCCUUUAGUCUGUCCUAACAGUGUAACACCGGGGAAAUUUCCUGACAUACAGACUGAAGAGGAGGCCAUUGUUUAUAUGGGAACUUUUAGGAAUGAAUAUGGUGGCAGAACAACCAGCAACCAGAUUAAUUGCUAUAACUCUUCACAGGUCACCGGAGAAUCAUGCAAAGCUUUCUGUACUCUGGCGGAUGGCAGUUGUGGCACCGGCACGUCAUCGAGGUCACAUCAUGUAUUAGGUGGUUUGAAUGAAGUCCCAGUGAUAGACCAAGGAUUUACAGGCGAACAAUCAUGGUGGGUUCGUCCCGGUGACCUUCAAGGCUUGAAGGGUCAACUAAUAAGGUUAUUUCAGUUAUCUGGUGGAUCUGUUCCACUUGUCCGUGUUCCUUCAGAGUAUUUAAAGCUGUUCGGAAGGCACCUGUAUGUAGCAGAAUAUGGAGCUGUAAAACUUGUUCAUCUUUUCGAAAAGCUGGCUGAGUCUUUUGUUGUCAUAGGGAAGGGUCAGAGGAAGAUGAUUUGCCUACGCAAUUCUGGUGAUAGGAACAUGAAGAAAUAUCCAAGCACACCAAUAAUUUUGAAAAAUGAAAAGAGAUUGAAUGCUACUCUCGAGGAAGGUACUAGUGAAGCAUGUCAGCAGUUGAGCAGCUCAUCAGAAGAUCUCUCAGAGGAUGAACAGAAUAUUAACCCUGACGUAGAUGGAGCAUAUGUGUUUGAUAGCCAUCUAUACAAGUGCAGAACAGAGGUCGAGGCUCUUCUUGUCUGUUACUUGUCGUGCCCUCUUCCACUCUCUCAUUUUGAGUCCCUGUAUGAGCAACGGUACAAGAAGACUCUCGACUACCAGAGCUGUGGAGUUGAUGGUCUGGAGGAACUGCUUAACAAGUUAAAAGAUGUUGUCGAAUUGAAUGUAGAUGAGAUCAGCAACAUGAAGUUCAUCAAAGCCAAGUCACCAAAAUGUAGUCCCUCAAAGCCAUGUUAAAUAGUGGUUGUCCUAAUAUCAGUAGUAUAGUCACGUGAGUACUUAGGAUUUUGUUUCCUCGCUGAGCAUGUUUGUCAAGCACUGGGCUGACGUCUAUUUUAAUCAUGUCGGUGGGAUAGGAGCAGACGUGCAGUUGCACAGCAAAUGCUUGCAAUAUUAUCUUGUUCUGCUAAUCUAAUCGAAUAUUGGUUGCUUCAUUUA